UCCGCAUGGAAGCUGAGGGUGGAGUUUCCAGGAACCCUCGGUCUGAUGAUCAGGGUAUUGAACACGUCAGAUAUUUGUACGUGCUGACAUGAGUUGCAGACGCCACCCUUGCCGAAUGAAUCAUGAAAGUCAGCUUUUCCGCUGUUCGUGGUGUAACGCCCACCGGGAGAAUAGAGUGGGCGAAUGACCUGAGUUACCUGACUCUGGAUUGACUGAUACGAGUAUUGCCCAAGAAGCCACUGAAGUUCGUGAGGUCGAGUCCCCGUUCCCACCACUAUAAAUGCGGCCAUGGCUGCUCCGUUCCUGGAGUUCAGUAGGAAUUGUCUUGUUGUUUCUUCUUGUGAAGAUUGAUUCUUUAGCAAACUAUCGGUCCGAUCUGAUUCGCAGUAUAGCCUUGCUGAUUUGCCCACCCCCCUCCAUCUUCCGCCAUGUCAAACUACUGCUUUUCGGACAAGGCUGUCGCCGCGCAAAAGACAUCGGGUUCAACACCGGUGACCCCGUACGAUGCUCUCAGUCGCUACCUCAAGUUCACCAACAGAGACUCAGACGGGUGGUGGCGACGUGUCGCUCCGUUCUUGAACAAGUUGCUGGAGCGAGCUGGCUACGACACACACCAGCAGUAUCAGUACUUGAUAUUGCUUGGAUUGCACAUCAUUCCCUUCCUUGACGGGGUUCCAGACAUGCAGCGUCCCAUGGACUAUGCGUCCGUGGUCGGAGGUAUCGGUCCGCUGGAAUUUUCACAGAAUUUCACCAAAGAUGGAAGCAAGAUGCGCAUCGGCUUGGAGCCCAUGAACCACAAACACCGCAAUGGUACAGACCCAUACAACCGGGCCGCGAUGGGUGAAGCCCUCAUGGGCCUCAAAUCACUAGGCAUCUCCAUCGACCUCCAGCUCUACCACCAGUUGGUGCCGCUGCUGAUCCUGACUGACGCCGAGGAGCUUGAAAUGCCUAACGCAACGUACUUUGUUAAGUCCGCCUCAAAAACCCAGUAUGCCCUAGCGCUCGACUUGGACAAAGGCGACGUCACAGUAAAGCAGUAUCUUAUGCCGCGCCAGAAGGCGGCCGUCACAGGCUUGCCCCUCUCGGAACUGAUCUUCAGCGCCAUCCGCACGGUCGACGUCAACGAGGUCUUCACCGACAGCGUUGCAAUGCUGGAGGACUUCCUGAGCGCCACCUACGACCCCCCAGUUGCGGUGUUCGUAAGCUGUGACCUCGUCCCGUUCCACUCCACCCGCUUCAAGGUCUACGUCGCGGAACUGAACCAGUCGCUCGAAAACAUCGCGCGCAACUGGACCCUCGGCGGCCGCCUCAAUGACUCCGAAACCCUCAAGGGUCUUGCGUACGCGCAGGAACUCUAUACGCUUUUUGGGAUCCCGGACGGCACUCGCGAUAUUAUCAGCCACCCCGUCAUCCCCGGCGAUCCCCAGUCGUUCAGCCACCUGAUGUUCAACUAUGAGUUGCAGCAGGGUGACCCUCGUCCCAAGCCCAAGAUCUAUUACGCACUGAACGCGUUGAACGAUAUGGAGAAAGCGAAAGCCUUAGUGGACUUUUUUAAGCGGGUUGGGUGGGAGAAGCAUGCUGCUGAAUUGAUCGAUAAUUUGCAGUCUUAUAUUCCCGGCGUCGAUAUCAACGAGACGACCGAACUGAUUGGCUGGCUGUCGUUCGCAUAUAGCGAGAAGAAAGGUCCGUACCUGACAAUUUACUAUCGUUAGUGGCAGGCGAUGUGCGUGUUUGUGCAUUCGAAGGUGAUACUACAGGGGUUGAGAAGCAUUGGUUAUACAAGAAGUCACAAUUUGGAAUGUGUUGAUAUCUUGUUUAAAUAUUUUUUUGAAAUUUUAUCGAACCUAGUUGGCUAUGAAUGAAACUGAGAGCAC
Messenger RNA from Aspergillus campestris IBT 28561, 1874 nucleotides. RefSeq names its product cyclo-L-Trp-L-Trp prenyltransferase. The transcript has 2 exons. Gene Ontology annotation, biological process: alkaloid metabolic process. NCBI's taxonomy places the organism in Eukaryota, Fungi, Ascomycota, Eurotiomycetes, Eurotiales, Aspergillaceae. Bases 429 to 1712 code for a protein of 427 amino acids. The record is from RefSeq and is a predicted model, not a curated record. Gene Ontology annotation, molecular function: transferase activity, transferring alkyl or aryl (other than methyl) groups.